AUGCAUUUUAUCGUGACAACGGACGUCAGUAAGGCGGAUGCAGAGACGCAGAGGCUCAUCAGGAGUCAGGUAAUGCGGGGGAAAAACCGGGGCAAGUCUCUUCGCGCCAAACAACGAAGAUCGACGAGUUGGGCAGUCGAGGUUGAUUCCAAACGAGGUGCUCCCGAGCCAUUGAAGACAUUCGUCGACGCGUACUACUCAGCUAUCCCCGGAAAAGUGGGCUCGGAUUUGUCUUCGAUCGAGCUUGCUGCUGAGAUGGAUCCCGCCGCGUUUGGUGAUGUUGUGAGAUUCUUUGACAUGGCAGCAAGAGCAUUAUACCCCCUGGUGAACGUGACAGGAUUCAGCCAGAGAGACAUGGAGUGGUUCAUUCCUCUCAAGUUCGACCCUGCCUAUCUUCAUGUGACUGUCUUCGCGGCCGAGGUCUUCAUGGACAGGGUAUUAGGUCGACAAUACCCUACCUCCAACCAAGACGCAACUGUGCAUUUCUUGAAAGGGGUUCAAAUCCUACGUCAAAGACUCUUACUGGACGACGAGAGCACCAAGUUUUCAAACUCGACAAUCGCUGUGGUUUUGACCUUGGCUGCAAGUGCAUUUUUCAUGGGCGAAGAUGAGACCUUCAAGCAUCACAUGGUGGGUCUUCGCAAGAUGGUCGAUCUAAGAGGAGGAAUAGCUGCCUUUAAAGGCAACAAGCUUCUGACGGAAAUGUUCAGAUGCGAUAUAAGUAUGGCGAUGCAGAGUGGAUCGGAGCCCGUCUUCUUCAACGACCAUCUUUCAGAGCCCUUUAUGCCUUAUCCAGACCAGGAACUGUUGUCAAUUCGAAACAGUGUUAAUGUCACUGGCUCUCAACAAGACUCAGGACUGCUCGACAAGAUGGACAAGUCUCUAGCCGAAGCCUGGGGAGUUAUGAAGACAUUCUGUUCCAUCGUCAAUCUUGCAGUCGAAACCCAACGGAUGCUUUCCCCGCCACUCAUCUACGAUACCAUGGCUUCGGUCAUGUAUCGCCUCCUCCAUAUGAAGUUUGAUGCCGGCUCGGUCGACGAAGCAGUAAGGCUCAGCCUACUGGGGUUGACACAUCACAUUUUCCUAAAGUGGCAGUAUCUGAGGUUGCCCUAUGUUUACUUUCCUUCUAUCUACAAAAGCUGCCUUCUAGAAACCAACCUUGUGGAUGUGGCCUCGCCCCAGAGCAUGCUCUGGUUUUUGAUGGUUGGAGCCAUUUCAGCAUUUACGACAUCCGACCACCCAGGGUUGAAGGAUUGUCUGCGACAACACAUCGACAGAUGUGAAGUAAAGUCGUGGAACGAGAUGCGCGGGGUCUUGAAGUCGUUCAUGUGGAUUGGCCUGCUACAUGACAAGCCGGGAAAGGACGUUUUUGAUUCCGUCUUCCCGUGA
This is a messenger RNA of Fonsecaea multimorphosa CBS 102226, 1389 nucleotides long. RefSeq lists its product as uncharacterized. The coding region runs from base 1 to 1389 and encodes 462 amino acids. NCBI's taxonomy places the organism in Eukaryota, Fungi, Ascomycota, Eurotiomycetes, Chaetothyriales, Herpotrichiellaceae. The transcript has 3 exons. The record is from RefSeq and is a predicted model, not a curated record.